AUGCAUUUACGAGUUUUAUUAAUUGUCUUUGUUACUCUAAUUUCUUUAGCCUUUGCAACUAUACAAAUACAAUACGAUAAAGAUCAUAAUAAUUAUGGAAAUCAUGAACGAAUCAAACAACAUGUGGUAGAACAUUUAAAGGAAGCAAAUUUACCAUAUGGGACUCUAAAAGAAAAUGAUGAACUAUUUUAUUUAUUUUCCAUUCAUGAUAUCAAUAAUGAUGGAUUUUUAGAUGGAAAUGAACUCCGAGAAACAUUCGCUGACACUGAUUUGAUGGAUUUAGAUGAUUUAACGAAGAUGAUUGAUCACAUAUUAAUGGAAGAUGAUGCCGACAACGAAGGUUCUUCUGGAAUACGUAUUAGUAUUGAUAGAGGUGGUACUUUUACUGAUUGUAUUGGUAGCAUACCAGUUCCUAAAUCAAAUGAAUACCCUAAAGGUCGUAAAGAAGUUGUCAUAAAAUUGUUAAGUGUUGACCCCCAAAACUAUCCUGAUGCUCCGCGUGAAGGAAUUAGAAGAAUACUGGAGUUGGCAACUGGGAAAGAUUUCCCUAAAAAUAAACCAAUUGAUACCUCAUUCAUAGAGUCUAUAAGGAUGGGAACAACUGUUGCUACUAAUGCUCUAUUGGAAAGAAAAGGUGAAAAAAGUGCACUUUUGAUUACAAAAGGAUUUAAGGCCAGACCUAAAAUAUUUGAUUUGUCAAUUUGUAAACCUGAUGUAUUAUAUCAAUCAGUGAUUGAGAUUGAUGAACGUGUAAUUCUUGUUAAUGAAUCAGAAUGCAAAUCAAAUUUAUCAAAUGAUGUUUAUCGAGGAAUUUCUGGCGAAUAUGUUAGAGUUAUCAAGAAAUUAGAUUGUGACAAAAUUACAAAAGAUCUUAAAUCUUUAUAUGACGAUGGAUUUAAAAGCAUCGCAAUUUGUUUAAUGCAUUCAUAUACUUUUCCAGAACAUGAAAAGCAAAUCGGUGAGUUAGCUUCAAAAAUAGGAUUUUUCCAUAUAUCAUUAUCAUCAUCUUUACUCCCUAUGAUUAAAAUUGUGCCUCGUGGGACUUCUUCAACUGCCGACUCUUAUUUAACACCUUGUAUUCGUAAUUACAUUGACGGUUUUACAUCUGGAUUUGAUGAAAAUUUAUUAAAAAGUACCAGAUUAGAAUUCAUGCAAAGUGAUGGUGGUUUAGUACCGGUUAAUAAGUUCUCUGGUUUCAGAGCUAUUUUGUCUGGUCCUGCUGGUGGUGUCGUUGGUUACGCUCUUACAUCUUAUGACAAGGAAGAAAAAGUUCCUGUUAUUGGUUUUGAUAUGGGAGGUACAAGCACCGAUGUGUCUCGUUUUGAUGGUCGUUAUGAACAUGUGUUUGAAACCAUUACCGCUGGAAUUACUAUUCAGGCACCACAAUUGGACAUUCACACUGUUGCUGCUGGUGGCGGAUCCAGACUUUUCUUUCGUAAUGGAAUGUUUGUAGUUGGACCUGAAAGUGCUAGUGCACAUCCAGGGCCUACAUGCUAUAGGAAAAAUGGACCUUUGACGGUAACCGAUGCAAAUCUCAUUCUUGGCAGAUUGAUUCCUGAUCACUUUCCAAAAAUAUUUGGUCCAAAUGAAGACCAACCAUUAGAUAUUGAUGCUACCCGUAUUGAAUUCGAAAAACUUGCAAAAGAAAUCAGUGCUUUUAAUGACAAGGAAAUGAGCUUAGAUGAAGUUGCAUACGGAUUUAUAAAGGUAGCAAAUGAAGCCAUGUGUAGGCCGAUCCGUGCAUUAACAGUAGGCAAAGGUUAUGAUACUUCUAAACAUAUACUUUCAUGUUUUGGAGGUGCUGGUGGACAACACGCAUGCGCAAUUGCUCAAAAUUUGGGAAUUCGCAAAAUCUUAAUUCAUCGUUACAGUUCAGUGUUGUCGGCAUACGGUUUAGCAUUGGCUGAUGUUGUUCAUGAAGUUCAAGAGCCAAGUUCCCUGGUUUAUUCCGAGAAAACAUUACCCCAUAUACAAGAAAGAGUGAAAGUUUUAGUUAAUGAUUGUGCCAACGUAUUUUCAUCACAAUACCAGAUAACAGACGAAUCAACUAUCCAUUAUGAGAUUUAUCUUAACUUAAGAUAUCAAGGAACAGAUUUUGCUCUGAUGACCUUGAAACCAAAAGAUUCUUGGAAUUUUAUUGACACGUUUGUUGAACAGUACAAACAAGAAUUCGGGUUUAAUUUAUCCGAUAGAGAUAUUUGUGUGGAUGAUAUUAGGAUUCGUGGAAUUGGGAAAAGUCAACAGUUGACAAACAAUAGUGUUUACGAAGAAAUCAAAUCGUUAAAGAGGAUACCAUUAGAAUCUGGUCAUAAAACAUACCCGAUGUAUUUUGAAGAACAUGGCAGAUUGGAAACGCCAGUGUAUUUGUUGGAUAAUCUUAUUGUUGGAAAUUAUAUACAAGGCCCUGCAAUGAUCAUUGAUGCAAAUUCUACGAUCCUUGUUACCCCAAGUUGUAAUGCUCAUAUCACAUCAACCCACAUAAUGAUAAUGGUUGGUGAUGGUGUCAGAAGUCAAGUCACGACCGAAUCGGAUCCUAUACAAUUGUCUAUAUUUGGUCAUAGGUUUAUGAGCAUUGCUGAACAAAUGGGCAAUACUUUACAAAAAACUGCUAUUUCCACAAAUAUUAAAGAAAGAUUGGAUUUUUCAUGUGCACUUUUUGGUCCAGAUGGUGGCCUAGUUGCUAAUGCCCCACAUAUUCCAGUGCAUUUGGGUAGUUUAAGUCAUGCAGUAAAGUAUCAAAUGGAGUUCUAUAAAGGCCAAUUGGAGGAUGGAGAUGUUAUUCUUACUAAUCAUCCUCAAGCCGGUGGUUCACAUUUACCAGAUAUGACUGUUAUUACACCAGUUUUUAAUGAAGGCAAAAUAGUUUUUUUUGUUGCAUCAAGAGGUCAUCAUGCAGAUAUUGGAGGUAGUUUACCAGGUUCUAUGCCACCAAAUUCCAAUGAAUUGUAUCAAGAAGGAGCAGCUGUAAAAUCUUUCAAGCUUAUUUCAAAAGGAAAAUUUGAUUUAGAAGGUCUCACCAAUAUUUUAUCAGUCGAGCCAGCAAAAUAUCCUGGGUGUAGCGGUACCAGAUGUUUCCGUGACAAUGAAUCAGAUUUAAAGGCUCAAGUUGCCGCCAAUCAUAAAGGAAUCACAUUGGUAAAAUUAUUAAUACAAGAGUAUGGACUGGAUGUUGUACAAGCGUAUAUGAUGCACAUUAGAAAAAAUGCAGAAUUGUCAGUUAGAGGGUUAUUAAGAGAUGUUAGUAAGCGAUUCGGAAGAAAUACUUUAAAAGCUACUGAUCAUAUGGAUGAUGGGUCACCGAUAAAAUUAGAAAUUACAAUUGAUGAUAAAGAAGGUUCUGCAGUGUUUGAUUUUAAUGGUACUGGACCUGAAGUUUAUGGUUGUUUAGCUCCAAUAGAUAUAAGAAUACCAGAGAAAUCAUUUUUAAAUCCUUCUGAUAAAGCAGCAGUUGUUGGUGGCAAUGUUUUAACGUCACAAAGACUUGUUGAUGUUAUACUUAAAGCUUUCCAAGCUUGUGCUGCAAGUCAAGGUGAUUGUAAUAAUCUUACAUUUGGUAAAGGUGGUAGAUCUGGCGAAGAUGGUAAUAAAACUGUUGAUGGUUGGGGUUAUUAUGAAACUAUUGCUGGAGGUAGUGGUGCGGGUCCUACUUGGAAUGGACAAAGUGGCGUUCAUGUUCACAUGACAAAUACAAGAAUAACUGAUCCAGAAAUAUUAGAAAGAAGAUAUAAUCAUGCCAUAUUACUUCGAGAAUUUUCCAUACGCAAAGGAUCAGGUGGACAAGGGCUUUAUAAAGGUGGAGAUGGUGUAAUCCGUGAUUUAGAAUUUCGUGAACCAUUACAAGUUAGCAUAUUAUCUGAAAGACGUGUAUACCAUCCUUAUGGAUUAAAAGGUGGCAAACAAGGUGCAAAAGGUGGUAAAAAUACUUUUAAAGUAAAUGAAGGUGAUCGUAUUAUUAUUUGUACACCUGGUGGUGGUGCUGUUUUGAGAUUUAUAUCAAAUUAA
Messenger RNA from Entrophospora candida, 4002 nucleotides. The record is from the annotation of a GenBank genome assembly. NCBI's taxonomy places the organism in Eukaryota, Fungi, Glomeromycota, Glomeromycetes, Entrophosporales, Entrophosporaceae.